AUGCAGAUCGAAGGCGGAGGGCACGAGAUUGUAUCGGAACUUGCACUGCAGGAAUUGGGAGUAAUAAUCGACGACCGGUUGAGCUUCAAUCACCACGUUGACUACAUCAGCGAAAAGUCGGCGAAGGCAACGAACGCAAUAGCGAUAAUUAUGCCAAACGUUGGUGGUCCGCGAAGCAGCACGAGACGUCUGCUAUCUGCUGUAUCGUCAUCGAUAGCGCGAUAUGGGGUUAUUGCUUGGGGUGCGGCGCUGAAAAUCAAGUGGAACCGUGAACAGUUGAACAGUGCUUACAGAACAAUAUCGUGUGUGUUAUCGCUGGGAUCCUCCCCCAGGGUGAUGCAGAUGGGGAUCAUCCCGGCGAUAACUACGAUUGAUACAAUCGGAGAAACACCAAAAUCGUGA
Molecule: messenger RNA, 402 nt
Organism: Topomyia yanbarensis
Lineage: Eukaryota; Metazoa; Arthropoda; Insecta; Diptera; Culicidae
Exons: 1
Coding region: 1-402 (133 amino acids)
Source: RefSeq, a predicted model, not a curated record